This is a messenger RNA of Anthonomus grandis grandis, 958 nucleotides long. RefSeq names its product pyroglutamyl-peptidase 1. Gene Ontology annotation, cellular component: cytosol. NCBI's taxonomy places the organism in Eukaryota, Metazoa, Arthropoda, Insecta, Coleoptera, Curculionidae. Gene Ontology annotation, molecular function: pyroglutamyl-peptidase activity. The record is from RefSeq and is a predicted model, not a curated record. The transcript is spliced from 4 exons. Bases 202 to 873 code for a protein of 223 amino acids. Gene Ontology annotation, biological process: proteolysis.
UUAUGAAAACAUUCUCUUGAUUAAAUUUUAAUAGAGGUACCUGUUAGUGUAAAUGUACCUGUUAGAGUACCUGAUAAAAUUAACUUAUAUAUAUUACGUUGUAACUCUCGUGCGCAUAUACAAUAAUUAAUGGUAUUUUCCAUUAUAUGUUAAUGUCAAGGGGUGGUAAAGUGGUGAUCAAUUGAGCAUAGGAACAAAACAAUGGAAAAGGUGCCCGAAUCUAGUAACAUUCUAGUGACGGGUUUCGGUCCAUUUGGGAUCCAUAACGUAAAUGCUAGUUGGGAAGCGGUUAAAUCCCUUCCCGAUAAAAUUCAAGGAUACCGAAUCAUUAAAGAAGAAAUCCCAGUUUCCUAUAAACAUGUUGAAGAUAAUAUACCUCUUUUAUGGCUUCAGUAUCAACCCAAGCUAGUGGUUCAUGUGGGCGUAUCCGCUUUAGCAGAAGAAAUAACCAUCGAAACGUGUUCAAACAAGACUGGAUAUCUUAGACCAGAUGUAGAGGAAAAAUGCCUACCAAAUUCGGAAGCGCGUUGUGGUACAGACCACUGCUUAAAAACUGGGAUAAGUACGAAAGCGAUUUGCGAAAGAGUUAACAAACACCCAAAAAUUAAGGCUUGCACUUCUGCUGACGCUGGAAGGUAUCUCUGCGAAUAUAUUUAUUAUAUAUCCCUAAAUCAGGAUAACAAACGAACCCUCUUCAUUCAUGUUCCCCCAUUGGAUAAGCCCUACAGCAAAGCAGAAUUGACAGAAGCUCUUGAGGAAGUUAUAAAAGCAGCACUAGAAUUAAUAAGUGAAGAAGAAAAAGGGUAUGAUUAUUAUCUUCCACCAGAAGCAAGUCGGAUUUACAAGAAUGGUAGAGCUGCUGCAAUGACUUAGCAUUUAAAGUUUCGAUAUUAAAAGUGAUGUAUAUUAUAACUACGGUGAAUUUUUAAUAAUAAUAAACUUAGUUUACGGUUGCAAA